Molecule: messenger RNA, 2196 nt
Organism: Cylindrotheca closterium
Lineage: Eukaryota; Bacillariophyta; Bacillariophyceae; Bacillariales; Bacillariaceae
Source: the annotation of a GenBank genome assembly
AUGGAGGAUGUAAUGACAAUAACGCCCCUGGGAGCAGGACAGGAAGUUGGAAGAUCCUGUCAUUUGCUCGAGUUUCGAGGCAUGAAAAUCAUGCUUGAUUGUGGAAUUCAUCCUGGCUAUGAAGGAAUGAAUGGUCUUCCCUUUCUGGACCAAGUGGAGCCCGACCAAAUUGAUGUGCUGCUGGUGACGCAUUUUCAUCUUGACCACGCUGCCUCCCUUCCAUAUUUGACAGAGCGAACAUCUUUCAAAGGGAGAAUCUUCAUGACGCACCCAACAAAGGCUGUCCUGAGACUUCUACUUGGUGACUACAUUCGUUUGUUACAAUCCAAAAAUGCCAAGCCAGAAGAUGUGUUGUAUACAGAGGCAGAGCUUCAGUCCUGCAUUCAGAAAAUUGAACUGAUAGACUAUCACACAACAGUAACAAUGGGGGGUCUCGGCUUUCAUGCAUUGAACGCUGGUCACGUGUUGGGUGCCUGUAUGUUUUGGAUGGAUAUUGGUGGACGGACGGUUCUGUAUACUGGAGACUACAGUAUGGAGGACGAUCGUCACUUAAUGGCUGCCGAAUUACCUGAGAAGAAACCAGAUGUUUUGAUUUGCGAGUCUACCUAUGGAGUGCAAGUUCAUGCCAGUAAAGCAGAACGAGAAGCACGUUUCACUGGUACAGUAGAAAGAAUUAUUUCUCGAGGCGGACGAUGUUUAAUCCCAGUUUUCGCACUGGGUCGAGCGCAGGAAUUGUUGCUAAUUCUUGAUGAAUACUGGCAAGAAAACCCACACCUUCAAAACAUUCCAAUUUGGUAUGCAAGUAAGCUUGCAUCCCGUGCACUUCGUGUGUAUCAAACCUAUGCGAACAUGAUGAAUGCCAGGAUAAGAGCACAAAUGGAUGUCAGUAAUCCAUUCAGCUUCAAGUAUAUCCAGAAUUUGAAAUCGAUUGAUGUCAAUAGCUUCGAUGAUUCUGGCCCAUCGGUUGUGUUCGCGUCGCCAGGUAUGCUUCAAAGCGGAGUGUCACGUCAACUGUUUGACCGCUGGGCUACAGAUCAAAAGAAUGGGGUCGUGAUUGCCGGUUAUGCUGUGGAACAUACGCUUGCAAAGGAAAUUAUGAACCAACCAAAAGAGGUCGUCACAAUGGAAGGAAGACGACAGCCACUCAACUGUCUUGUGGACUAUGUCAGUUUUUCGGCCCACGUGGAUUUUGUCCAAAAUAGAACCUUCAUCACACAAGUGGCUCCAAAACACAUUAUCCUCGUCCAUGGCCAGAAGGAUGAAAUGGGACGGCUGAAGAGUGCUUUGCUGCUGCAGUACCGCCAGUUGCCGGAGAACAAAAGACCGACCAUCACAAUGCCACCGAAUCUUCAAACUGUUUCACUCAAAUUUGCCCGGCGUGUCUCUGCCAAAGUCAUGGGAAGUUUGGCAAUGCGUGAGUCUGAGCCUGUCAAAGGAGAAGAGAUAUCAGGCAUUCUGGUCACCCACAAUUUUCAAUCUAAGAUUGUCAAACCGGAAGACCUUGCGACUUAUACCCCACUAAGACUUGGAUCAAUUACUUCCAAGCUUCAUGUUCCGUUCGCUGGUUCUGUUGAAACACUUAGGCUUUUUCUCAAAGAGAUGUUUAUGGGUGUGACGGAAACUCAACUGGAAGCCGAGGACGGAGACAACGAGGUUGUCCCCUUCAAGUUUUCCCUACACGACAAUAAAGUGUCGGUUACAGUCGGAAAUAGGAAGGGUAUUGCGGUUGUGGAAUGGGAAGCUAGUCCUGCUGCCGACGUCAUUGCUGACGCACUCAUUGCUUUACUAAUGCAUGCACAAAGCAGUGCUGCUUCGAUUCGACUAUCGAGUCAACCGCAUCAUCAUCCAAAGGCUGAUAAUGACGAACCUUCUGCAAAGAAGCAACGUUCCAAUGAAGAAGAUCUAACCGAAAAUCGACUAAAGCUAAUCAAGGGAAUUCUGAAAGAUCAAUUUGCAAAUGUUGAAGCAGUCUAUGAAGGAAACACCGGUACUUAUGAAAUCACAACCGACUGUGGGCUGGAAUCCAAAGUUAGCGAGGAAGAGAAAUUGGUGUGCACCGUCAAAGUCAACUUUGACGACGCGUCUGGAUCUUAUGCUGAAAUUUCGGUGGAAUGCGAAGAUGAGAAGCUGGCAACAAAUGUUAGAGAAUGCUUAAGGAAUCUGACAGUUGCUUUCGCACCAAUUAAGGCACCUUGA